AUGAGUUCAAACACACUUUCUGCCGUUUUAGAGAAGAAGAUUCGCCGCCUGUGUCUCAGUGACUUUCCCUGUGGAAAUGGCAGCUGGAGAAAAACAGAAGGCAGUGCAGCGGGAGCAGAUACAGAGCCGACAGAUUCCCUCCUGGAUCUGCUGAGCUGCUAUCGUUCUCCGUGGUGGCGCGAUGAUUCAUGGAGCCCUCAAGCUUCGGCCCUGAGAAAGCUGGCUGUGCUUACACCUCGACACCUACGCACAAACUUCAUUUACAAUUACUUUACUACACUUCGUAUUGUGGACAAGGAAGUGUCAAUAAUUGACGACGGCCUGCUGAAGUUCUCAAAGCUGGAGGAACUGGUGCUGAGUGCCAACAAAAUCUCCGAAGUCCCUGCAGAGAACCUUCCCAGCAACCUGACGAUUCUGGAGCUACGUGCAAACCGGUUGUCUUCUUUAAACGGUCUCACCGGCCGUCCGCCGCCUCGCCUACAGUACCUCGGCCUCAGCCGCAACAGUCUGGGCUCGCAUGAAGACGUUUCUCAUCUCACAGGAAGACACUGGCCACAGCUGGUGUGUCUGGACCUCAGUGACUGUGACUUCCAGGACCAGCAGGCCCUGCUGAAGGCCUUGAGCACCCUCCCCUGCCUCAAGACACUGGUGCUGGAGGGAAACCCCUUCACCCUGACGCCCUCCUAUCCGGGCUUCACUGUGGACCGUCUCCCAGGACUCUCCUGUCUGGACGCCUCAUGGAUCUCCCCCGGGGACAGACAUCGUUUUAGAGGCUUGGCCAAGAUGAGCGAGCUGACAGUAGACGUGGCAUCAGCCACAGUAAGUGUGGGAAGGAUGAGAGGAAUCCCAGACCCGCUGAUGAGUGUGGAGGAAAACGCUCCUGACUUCCCUGUUGUCUCCUUCAGCUACUUCAUCACAUACGAGUUCCUUAGUCAUGAAGCACCUGUUAACUUGAAACUUGACAGUGAGGCUAAAUGUGACACAGCGUCUGCAACACGUGGGACAGAAGAUGACUCAUGUGAUACUGACCUACUAUCAAGCAACAACUAUGAAAGAGACACAUUCAGACCAGACACUGGAGUCUUAGUGGUUAACUCUGAAGAGGCCUGCUCUGAUGCUGCACAUGUGUCAAGACACAGCACACCAAAGCUGACGUGGUCAGAGUGCAUCGACUUCAGUGAUGCACAAACGUACGUUGUUAGUUCUCUGGGAGACUUGAAGAAAUUCCUCAAUCAAGGACUUUUUCUCAGGCUUGAGGAGGAAAAGGUCCUGUCGUGGCCUGCAGCCCCUGAAGACGCCACGGUGGCCAAAUCUAGUCUGACUGUGAAAGAGAAGAAAGGCAGGAAGGGGAAAGAAUCUGGUUCUACCAAAGACAAGUCUAAAGACAAAAAGAAGAAAUCUGUCACAGAGCUGGUCCAAGACGUCCCCAUCAGAACAAUCCUCGGCUCUGCUCACGUCCCCCUGCAAAGCCUGGUCAACGGAGGUCAAAAGGUCAGCGUCCUCUGUGAACUCAGUGGCCUGCACUCAGACUCUAAGGUGGAAGCUACGCAAACCCCUCAGAAGGAUCUGGGAAAGAAAAUCAAAGAGGACAAGGAGUCAAAACGAAGAGAAGGCAGCGGUACAGGACAGAAGAAUACAGCAUCUUCAAAAGGCAAAGGAAAGGGAAAGAAGAAACCUGAGCUGGAUGUCCACACAGACUCCUUCAUGUCCGUGGAGGUGAGCGUGGAGCUGGAGAAGUGGCAGUCUGCAUCUGAAGCUCACCAACUAACGCUACCUCACUGA
Messenger RNA from Stegastes partitus (bicolor damselfish), 1782 nucleotides. Its product is annotated as leucine-rich repeat-containing protein 43. The transcript has 12 exons. The coding region runs from base 1 to 1782 and encodes 593 amino acids. Gene Ontology annotation, cellular component: cytoplasm. NCBI's taxonomy places the organism in Eukaryota, Metazoa, Chordata, Actinopteri, Pomacentridae. Gene Ontology annotation, molecular function: protein binding. The record is from RefSeq and is a predicted model, not a curated record.